Heterocephalus glaber (naked mole-rat) is the source of this 665-nucleotide messenger RNA. The record is from RefSeq and is a predicted model, not a curated record. Lineage: Eukaryota; Metazoa; Chordata; Mammalia; Rodentia; Bathyergidae.
AGCAGCCCAGAAAAAUUUCAUUCUGAAAAGGCUUUUCUGGAAAACCAGCGACCUUUUCUAUUUCCUUGUGAACAAACUUCAUGAGUACUUGCCAGAGUCUGGGAAUAAGAAUGCAUUUCAUAAUAAAAGCCAAAGAGCUGAUGAGCUGGUGCCAUGCAUUGAAAUUAUACAGACCCUACGACUGAUGUUCAGAGAGACAGAAAUCGAGUCAUCAUGCCUGAACACAUUGGCAGCUAAGAAGGGAACACUAAUUAAUCUCUUGCAGGGAAAUCUUGGAUUGGGGUUGACAACAUUUGCUAUUAGCUGGAUGAUGUGCUUUCUACAAAGUUGUCCUCCGAUUAUUACGUUUGUGGCCAGUAUUGGGAAAGAAGUGGUGAAGGGGCUCUCAGCUUCAUUUCAACUGCUAAGUCCCUGCCAAGCAGUUCUGUUGUACCAGCAGUUUUACAUCCUCAAGAGCUGCCUGCAGUACAGCAAGACUCUAGCUGAGUAUAUCAGGAAUGACUACAGCGAAGAAUUCAGGUACUUUAUUCACAUGCCAGCCUUGAAAAAGAGACCUCCGUUGUGUUACCCUAUUACCCAGCCAACCACUCAACUUUUUCAUGAAGUUCUGAAUUGGUUGAACAGAAACAAUAUGUAAAAUGUUAACAAGAGUAUAAAAUGUUAAC